UUUAGCAGUUUGUAAUGUGAUCCGUGCUGACGGUGGAGAGACUCCGCAGUCAUCCCGCAUCCUCCUCCCAUCACACCGGCACGGAGCGGCGGCGCUGAUGGAGCAGCCGUAACGGGACGAACCGGGCACCCGCCGGCACCGCCUGACAACACAAACACACACACGGACAUGAGGCUGACGCCGAGAAGAAGUGCGGCUGUUCAUUGCGCUCUGCGUCAGAUGGCUCGCUGGUUGAGGAGAUGAUGCACCCACGGGUGCCGCUGAAGGACUUUCUGGGGUGUUGAUCGUUUCUGCGGUUGAGCUUCAGAGUGAUGCUCAGCCCGCCCAGGUAGAGACAACAGGUUUGGUUCUUGCUUCUGUCAGCAAACCAAACGGAACCCGCAGCCGGACUGCGACAACAUGAACUCGAUGUUUUUCGCAGACGGUCUGCCCGGUCCGGUAUGCGGCGUCCCCAGCGGCUCGGGGGCGGUGACCAGCGCCCUCCGGAACGACCUGGGCUCCAACAUCCACGUGCUGAAGACCCUCAACCUGCGCUUCCGCUGCUUCUUGGCUAAAGUGCACGAGCUGGAGCGCAGGAACAAGCUGCUGGAGAGCCAGCUGCAGCAAGCCCUGCACCGCCCGCAGUACCGCGGGCGCGAGGUGGCCGUGCAGACCGACGGGCCCGGGUCCCGCCUGCCCGGCACCAUCUGGAGCUUCACACACGUCCGGAGGCAGGGGGAGCGCUUUGAGACCCUGCACGGGCCCGGAGUGACGUGGACGCACCCGGACGGAGUUGGGGUCCAGAUUGACACCAUCACGCCGGAAGUGAGGGCUCUGUACAACGUGCUGGCCAAAGUCAAGCGCGAGAGAGACGAGUACAGGAGAAGAUGGGAGGAGGAGUUGUCCAAACGGCAGAAGCUGGAGUCCAUGGUGGAAUCCCUGCAGCAGAGUGCUCAGGAGUCCUCGGACAUCCAGGAUGAGCUGCGUGAGAAGAUUGAGCGACUGAAGGCUGAACUUGUUGUCUUCAAGACGCUGAUGAGUGAUCGACAGCAAAUGUCUGAUCUGGACUCAAAGAUCCAGGAGAAAGCCCGGCGGGUUGACAUGGACAUCUGCAGGCGGAUUGACAUCACGGCCAAACUGUGCGACGUGGCUCAGCAACGCAACUCGGAGGACAUGUCAAAGAUGUUCAACGUCAAUCCAGCCAGAUCGCUCCCAGAGCGGGGCGCCGUAGCCUGCUGCAGGAGGAAAGAGCGCAAAGCCGUGUCUGAUGAUGACAGUUCAGAGAUGGAUGCCGAGCCCAGCCCGUCAGAGGAAGAGGUCCCUGGGUCGCUCAACAUCACUGAUGAAAUGAAACGCAUGCUCAGCCAGCUACAUUGUUCAGACAACUCCUCUGUUGCCAGGCGCGAGACGUUUGAAAUUGACGACGACUGCGACAGUCUGACGUGGGAGGAAACCGAGGAGACUCUGUUGCUUUGGGAGGAUUUCACAAACUACAACAUGCCGGGAACUGUCGCUUUGGCAACCUGUGCAGCCACCUGUGACGGCAACGGCGACGCUCCGGAUCCAGAUUCCCAGGAUGGAAGUCUCGGCAGCCUGAUUGAUGAAACCGAGUCACUAUUUAAAACCCGAGAGCAGGAGUAUCAGGAGACCAUCGGACAGAUUGAGAUGGAGUUGGCCACAGCAAAGAGUGACAUGAACCGACAUCUGCACGAGUACAUGGAGAUGUGCAGCAUGAAGAGAGGCCUGGACGUGCAGAUGGAGACCUGUCGGCGGAUGAUCAAAGGUAGCAGGAACUCUCCCUCGUUCAGCUCUGUGGCCAGCAGUGACUCAGGGAACACAGACGAGAUUCAGGACGAGAUCUCGGACAAAGACGCAGAGGCUGAAGUGGCUGUUAGCUGAUGGCUGCACUGCUGGGCUGCGUCCCAACUCCUCCCGCCUGUCCCUUUGUUGCCACAGGCAGUGAAUGCGUAAAGAGCUCCGCCCUGCUUGAGAGGUGGUCCAAACUAAACCCAGACCUGUUCCAGCUCAAGCUCUGAUGGUCAUCAUCAUUGAUCCAGGAUCAGAACUGGUGCUUUUAUAGUGUUUUUAUGUUUGGGGUGGUUUUACUUCACAAACAAAUGGGUGCAUAUGGAGUCUAAGCUGUGCUCCUUUUCUCACUGCUGCCUUGCCAAAUCCUCAGACAUAUCCAGGG
Messenger RNA from Thalassophryne amazonica, 2170 nucleotides. RefSeq names its product intermediate filament family orphan 2b (gene iffo2b). The transcript is spliced from 9 exons. The coding region runs from base 400 to 1878 and encodes 492 amino acids. NCBI's taxonomy places the organism in Eukaryota, Metazoa, Chordata, Actinopteri, Batrachoidiformes, Batrachoididae. The record is from RefSeq and is a predicted model, not a curated record.